Molecule: messenger RNA, 1869 nt
Organism: Radiomyces spectabilis
Lineage: Eukaryota; Fungi; Mucoromycota; Mucoromycetes; Mucorales; Radiomycetaceae
Product: glucosidase II beta subunit-like-domain-containing protein
Exons: 8
Coding region: 140-1729 (529 amino acids)
Biological process (GO): N-glycan processing
Cellular component (GO): glucosidase II complex
Source: RefSeq, a predicted model, not a curated record
ACUUAUGUUACGUGCUGUAUGCCUUUUACCAUUUCGGUGGAUCUGUGUCUGAAAAUGACGAGAAAUCGCAUCGCAGCACGUAGAAGGCGACAAGAACAACUCCGCUGCUGCUGUUCCUCCAUAGACUGCAAGUGUCAUUAUGGUUGCAUUGAGCCAGUUGUCGCUUACUGUCCCUUGCAUUCUCUCAGCUACUUGGCUCGCUCAGGCAGCCACGCCUGCUGUAAAAGGAGUCGAUCCUGCAAAAUAUGAAUUAUACGCCUCUCUUGCUGGCCAUCAGUGGGAAUGUCUGGACGGUUCGAAAAAAAUACCUUACUCCUCGGUGAACGACGAUUACUGCGACUGCGCUGAUGGGUCGGAUGAACCAGGCACCUCUGCUUGUUCUCACGGUCACUAUUACUGCGAGAAUAAAGGACACAUACCAGCUUAUAUCAAGUCGUCACAAGUCAACGACGGCGUUUGUGACGAUGCCUGCUGUGAUGGAUCGGAUGAAUACAACGGUUUUGUCCAAUGUCCCGAUCGAUGCAAAGAGGUGGCUGCAGAGUACAAGAAAACACAAGACAUGCUGAACAAGAUUCGUACAGCUGGCGUCAGUGCCAAGCAGAAACUGAUUGAUGAAGCACAAGCCGAAGUCGCGGCUUGGCAAAACGAAAAGUCAAAGCUGGAGGACACUCUGGUGAUUAAGCGUGCCGAGCUACUGAGAAGAGAAAGUGAAUUGGAACAGCUCAGUCAACAACGAAAGAGCCAUAAAACGAGCCAAAAGCGAUGUCCGUCGAACAAGGCUAAUCCAUUAACGGAUGCUCUGGAAAGACAUGUGCGUUCUCUGCAAGAAGAAAUCGACGUGCUUGUAUCUAUCCUUCGUGAUAUGAAGCGUGAUCACAACCACAACUUUCACGAUAUGGCGGUCAAGGCGGCCAUUGCCGGUUACGAUGAAUUCUUACCAGGCUACGAAGAUCUAAAGAAAGAAAUUGACACUGACCUGAAAGAGUAUGAGGAGCAGCAAGACAAUGCCGACGACGAUUUUGAGGAAACAGAUGAGGAGGAAGCAGAGGAAGAGGAGAUCCCUCAAACUUCCGAGGAAAAGGCUCUGAAAGAAGGUAAACUUCAAUCGCUUCUAAACAAAGCGGUAUCUGCUCUUCCUCUCAUGUGGAAAAGCCAAUUGGAUCAGCUAUUGUCCAGGGUUGGCAUGAAACAGAAUGAGGAAAAAGAUGCCCCAGCUUUGGAGACAGCCGAAAAGGUGCGCGAUACAAUGAAGCGUGAAAUCGAUGAUGCCGAGCGCCGUUUGAACGAAAUCAAUGAUGAGCUAGCCAAAGAUUACGGUCCACAGCGAGAAUGGCUCAAGCUUAAAGAUACCUGUGUCGAGAAAAACGAAGGAGAAUAUACCUAUUCCGUUUGUAUUCAUGGAGCUGCCCAUCAAAAAUCGAAUAAGGAUAGCAUGCGUACCCACCUUGGCACGUUUGAAGCUUUUGUCGGACCCAAGGGCACGGACGACUACUACCGCGAACAGUCAUUUACGCAUGGAACACGAUGCUGGAAUGGUCCCGAACGAAGUGUUCGUGCUUUUAUUGAUUGUGGCGCAGAGACAGAAAUCAUCGAAGUGACCGAACCCGAAAAGUGUGAAUAUCACUUCCGUAUGCGAUCUCCCGCCGUUUGCUCGAUGGAGCCCAUCCAAGAACCGCAUAAACCUCAAGCAAGGAAACCUGCACAGCGUUAUAUGCAUGAAGAACUGUAGCUGAUGAAUUCACGUAGAUCAAUCCGAAAAACGGGAUCUCAAUAAAUAAGGAUAUAAUCUAACCAUGUGCAAUGUUACGGCUUUUUAGUUGAAGAGGAUAUAAUCUAACCAUGUGCAAUGUUACGGCUUUUUAGUUGAAG